This is a messenger RNA of Lineus longissimus, 5747 nucleotides long. Its product is annotated as mRNA (2'-O-methyladenosine-N(6)-)-methyltransferase-like. The transcript has 14 exons. The coding region runs from base 139 to 2232 and encodes 697 amino acids. NCBI's taxonomy places the organism in Eukaryota, Metazoa, Nemertea, Pilidiophora, Heteronemertea, Lineidae. Gene Ontology annotation, molecular function: RNA polymerase II C-terminal domain binding; mRNA (2'-O-methyladenosine-N6-)-methyltransferase activity. The record is from RefSeq and is a predicted model, not a curated record. Gene Ontology annotation, cellular component: nucleus.
CGAAGGGACAAAAUGGCGGAAGCAUUUUCGCGUCAGUUGUAACUUUGGUGUAAACAAACGCAUAAAACUUGUUUUAUUUGCUAUCUUCUUGUCUUGAUUGAUUCAUGGGUGUUGUCCCCAUCUUCAGAAUCAGAUAAGAUGGGAGAUAAACAAGAAUCAGACAGUAGCUCAGUUGGGUCUCCCGCAACUGCAACGUCCCCAUCUGAUACGCCGCCAAACCAGAUAGACAACAAUCAUAAGGGAAUGCCACCUCCAGGAGCAAAUCAACAAGGUAUCCCUGGGACGUCACCGCCAUUUAUAGGCUCGCCGAAUGCUGGCAAUUCACCGGACCCAGUUCAUGAUCUACCCAUUGAACUACUACAAGCUGGUUGGAGGAAGUUUUGGAGUCGCAGAGAAAAUCGACCAUACUUUUUCAAUAAGAUUACCAAUGAAUCUGCUUGGGAUAUGCCACAUAUUAUGCUACACCCAGCCUCUCAACCUGACCCCCUCAGUGAUCCCCUUGGCAUCAACAGACCCGCAGGCCCACCGAAAGACUUACAUGACAUCAGGCUCUCGCGAGCUAGUGUGGACAUACCAUCUCCACAUGCAGGAAUGAAGAGGCAGGCUAGUGAGGACCCAUUUGGAACUCCACCUAAAAGAGCUGCCUUCAGUAUUGGGCCAUUUUGGAACUUUGAAAUCAAUAGUAAUGUGGUGAUUUAUGAGCGGCCACUGACAAAGAUGGCACCCCCACAUCCUGAUGUGGAAAUACUGCGGGGACAAUUUCUGAAAAAGUUGAGAGGACAUUAUCAUGAGCUCUGCCAAACUAGAGAAGGUAUUGAAGUUCCACACGAGUCAUUCAGUCGAUGGCUUCUGGAAAGGAAGGUUGUUGAUAGAGGAGAAGACCCGAUGUUACCGUCAGACUGUGCUAACGAGAUCUCAUUGUCAAUGUACAGAGAAAUCAUGAACGAUAUCCCGAUCAAAUUGAUCAAACCAAAAUACUCGAGUGAUGCACGAAGGCAGCUGUUCAAAUAUGCAGAAUCCGCUAAGAAAAUGAUAGAGAAUAGAACUGCCACGCCCGAGAGUCGAAAAAUAGUGAAGUGGAAUGCUGAAGACACGUUCAGUUGGUUACGGAAACAGGGUAAUGCAUCAUUUGAUGACUACUUGGAAAGACUUGCCCAUUUGAAGCGGCAGUGCCAGCCUCACCUGACAGAAACUGCCAAGGACUCCGUGGAAGGCAUCUGUACGAAAAUGUAUCACUUCUCUUGUGACUAUGUGAAAAAACUAUUGGCGCAGCAUUGGGAAAUGCUGAAACAAUGUGGAAUUGACCAGCCUCUUGCUGUCCAGAAGCCCCCUCUACGUAAGGUCUUGUGCUAUCCUAUCCAGUUAGCAGUGCCAUGUCCACGGCUUCCUGUCACGGAACAUCAAGUAGAUGGUGAAACGACGGUGCUACGGUAUAGGGGAGAUCAAAUUGAGAUCAACUCCAUACAUUUUCAAAAACUGGAACAAUUAUACCGAUGGAAUUGUAAAGAUGAUGCGAGAUUUGACAAUUUUUUGACGAGAGUGUGGUGUCUUCUGAGAAGAUAUCAGACUUUGUUUGGUUCAUCCAACAACGAAGGGGCUGGUCUCCAGGGCGCACUGCCUGUGGCCGUUUUCGAGUGUCUGCACCGGGUAUUUGGUGUGACGUUCGAAGGCUUCGCUUCACCACUCAAUUGCUUCUUUAAACAAUUCUGUUCGGCUUUCCCGGAUACCGACAGCUACUUUGGUUCUCGGGGGACGAUAUUACACUUUCAUCCAUUGACUGGGUCAUUUGAAUGUAAUCCGCCAUUCUGUGAGGAACUCAUGGAAGCUAUGGUCGAUCACUUCGAGAAUUUAUUACAAGAGUCUCAGGAACCGUUGUCAUUCAUAGUCUUCAUCCCAGAGUGGCGAGACCCCCCCACAGAAGCCCUCAUCAGACUUGAGUCGAGCAGAUUCAAACGAAAACAAACUGUAAUUCCUGCCUUCGACCAUGAGUACAGACAUGGAUUUCAGCAUGUUAUGAAAAAUACACGUGAAGUGAAUGUGAAAGCUGCCCAUGGCACUUUGGUGGUGUUCUUACAGAAUGAGGCCGGUUACCAGAAGUGGGGACCAACACCAGAACGAGUGAAGGAGCUACGACUCGCGUUCAUGCCUCGAGAUCCUUCGCCUCCUCACCAUCAGAUAAAUCAGACUCCAAAAGACCCUGUACCUGCAAAAACAGAUAGUGAAAGGACGUAGGAUUCGUACUUCAAACAUUAUUGUGGUUAGAAGCGAAGUACUCAAAGUGAUGUAACUGACUUUUCUCCUCCUGUGGAGAGAUGUUAGAAAUCCCCAACUGGGGAGUGGUCAAGCCAGAAAUAUUGAGCCAUGUCCCCUCAUCCAAAUCAAAGCAAUGGCAUGUGGUGCUAUUGACUGCCUUUCCAAGGCAAAUGGCACCACUUAAAAUAGAGCUGAGAUAGGGGCCUGUUCAAAUACGGCAUCUUAAGCUGCGUGCGCCAUCUAAAAAUCAAUGGACAGCAUCUCGUGAACGGAGUAUAUCAAGAUUGGCAUCUAAAAUAUGGACUUUGGCAGUCAGAUUAUGUGUGCGUCAUCCAGGUCUUCGAACAGGCCCGAGGUACCAAAUUAUAGAUGGACCCUUAUUCAUUGCCAUUAUUGAAAUUCUAAGAAAUGGGUUGUUCGCUGAGUACAUAUACACACGUAACAUGUAUGUACCCGCACACUAAUGUAGAUAUAAAAUGUGGAUUCAAAUCCAAUGGUGUGUCUGAACAUUUGAGUGUUGCUGUAUAGAAAUGUCAUGUUUUAAGUGUACGUGAGAAAAAGUGAGGAAUUCAUGUGCCCGCAUUAAAAUAAGUUCAUCCAUCAUUAUUUAUUAGAAUGUCCAUGUACAAUACUUGUAAUUCUAGGUAAUUUAACCUGUUCGGACAAAAAUAAAGACAAAAGCCUCGUUUUUGACUGGCUUUAUUUGGUCUCGAGACCAUCAGAUGAAUGGCUUCUUUCAUUAACAUCAUACUUGACCUCAGUGUGUCGUAGAAAAUUGCAUAAUAUCAUUUUGUCAUCUUGUUCACUCCACAAGAGUUGAGACACACAAAAUUCCCAUCUAAGCUAUUGUAUACCGGUAAAUUUGUUUGAAUGUUUGAGUUGCAACUUAUUUUGUAUUUUUCUACUCUGUGCAGUUCCCUUUUCCCCCAUCCAUCCUAUUUUCAUGUAAACAGUUUAUCGUUGCUAAAAAUAUUCUUCUCCGAUACCGGUAUCUUACUCGUUUAGAAUGUUGCUCACGAAAUUUGCAAAAAAUAAAACACUUUCAUGGUUUACUGAAUUUUCUCCAACUUGUGAGAUUUAGAGUCAUCAGGCAGCUUCUCAUCUUUCACUGAUUUGUUUUCAUUCAAAGAAGAUUUUAUCAUGGGACCUUACCAUGUGGCCAAGCGUCCGGUGCCCAUGAGCAUUUGGACAAAGACUGCUAAUGUCUUUUGAUUAGAUUUUGACACUGGUGUCAUCGUGAGGUAAUUCCCACAUCUAUGUAUGUUGAAGUGCUUGUAUAUAAAUCCAUCAAAAACAUCCAGAAUUUUCUUGUCGAAUGAAAUAAUCAUGAAAGUCAUAAGGAAAGGCAGCGUACAUUUGAAUUUAUUAUAUGUUCUACCCGGUAUCCAUUCGUGAAUAAAAUCCAUUAAAUUGAUGAUGAUUUCUGUUGACACAUCUCAUACUUUUCAUCGAAUACGCUUUCAGUGACUUGUCAGGUUAGUGUAACUGAUGGUGUCUUGUUUAUUAGAAGUUACGUAAAAGUAUUCUACUGUUCUGAGGUGUUCUUGGCUGUAGUAAGUUUGAGAUAUGUUCUGAGCUGUUGUUUGUCAGAUCAAACCAUCUGAUUGGUGUUAUGAAGAAUAGAUAAAGACUAAAUACUGGUGUGUUGUACAUAGUAUAUUAUCUGGAGAGUUGAUCUCUUGUCGAACUGAUAUUGUUUUUGUUAGAAAAGUCAAUCAGUGUCGAUUGUGUAUGUAAGUUGUUCUUAUCAUGGCAUCUUCAUAUCAAUUCUGUCAAGUCAUUUUCAUGUUUUGUCAUCAUAAUCAUGUAGUAAUUAGUCCCUCUCCGUAAUUAUGAAAAAUGUGUCAAAGAUCACAAUACGAAAUUAUACAUACAUGUAGUUGAAUACCAGAAGGACAAUGUAAUGUUUAUUGGACUUAUGAGUGUAAGGGCUUGUAUACAGUUAUGUUUUAAGAAGUGGUCUAUGUGGGAAUUGCAUUUCCCAUGACUGUGCGGUUACAUGGGAUGGUUCAAUGCAGUUAAUUACUGUUUGAACCUUGCAAAAUAUUUUCACCUCAGGAGAUUGGUUUUUUUUAUUUGUAGGUUAGGCUCUUCUGCAUGCUCGGGUUGUUAGUCUUUUGUACGUGGUCGUUUUGUGGAUACUUGUGAAUUACUACUUUGUCUGUAGCUGCAUGUGGGAUAUUUGUGGGAGAAAAGACAUCUGUAUCUGUCCAUUGUUUUAAAAUAUGACUUAAGAUUGUCAACGGUGAAAGGACAGGGGUAUCAGAGCUAUGUAAGCUAAGAUGCAUACAUCUCAAGUAAUGUUUGAAAUUACGGUUAUGGUGACUUCAUGCUCUCGUAAAGAUAACGUGUAUAGCUGCAUAUCCUCUGGUCCUGAUAUUACAAUGCUGUGCAUGCUAGUCAAGCUGAAGGUUCCAGGCAUGGAUCCGGGAUCGAGUGACCAUCGAGUGGCCUUUAACAUGACAGGGAAAUUUGGAAAAGAAUCUUAGAGAUUGAUCUCGACUGUUGCUGUGUUGCACUGGGCAUCCCCAUUUUGCUCAAUCCAUGAUCCACGCCUGGACUUGAAAUAAUAGGCAAGUGCAGAAGUUUUUGCUGAUUGUUUCUGGUGAACUGUUGUAGUUUUUAGCAAGUGUGGAUUAAGACUUAGUGUAAUUUUUUAUAGAAGAGCCUAUUACUAUAUUGUAUAACAUAUGUACAUUUGAUACAUUUUAUCAGUCAGCAUUUUAUUUAUUUUAUUUUCCAUUUUGGAACUUUUCUUAUGAAGUAAAUUGUAAAUAUGGUCUUAACUUGUAUACUUGUAAAUAGAUUUUAAUGGCACAUGCAAUGAUGCAUGUGAAAGCUAAAUAAGACUUUGUGAAAAGUCUAUUUUAAUAUCUGCUCUUUGUGCAAUAUACUGCUUAAUAGUGAUGGGUAGCUAAAACGAAAAGUUGGUUCAAUCUAUUUUGUGAAGAUCUUGAACUGGGAUUUAAAGCCAAGGCCUUUUCUGUACAUGGACUGUAAACCACUGAAUUUCGGCCCCUCUUUAUUUUUGGAAUUUGCAAAAAUUUCUGGUUAGAAAGAUUUCAUGAUUUUUAAUUUGGCAUAUUACAAAAUUUCUUCCAGUUUUUGCAAUAUUUUUCGUUAUUCAAAUUUUCUUGGAUCGAGCUCAUUUGCCAAAUCUGCGAAAACAUAACACCCAUGAAAUUCGGAGGUUUAUUGUAUACAUUAGGCCAUCUUUAAAUGUUUGUUUGCAGUCACUUAACCUUUGGUUUUGAGACAGGGUCACGUUAAUCGUUUUCCCGCAGUUCAGACCAGGAUUGAGUUGGCCUGUGACGUGGUGGUGUUUUCCCAAUAGCAGUUGUUUUGUCAUAUCCAUGAAAUGUGUAUGAUAUGGUUUGUAGUUUUCUUCAUUUUCUACCUAGCCUGUGGUAGCUGAACAUUCAUCCUGUUGAUAACCAGUUAUUAUGACCAGAAAAAAGCUGAUAUAAAUACAUGUAGAUGUACUUAUUUUAUAA